Messenger RNA from Megalobrama amblycephala (Wuchang bream), 3000 nucleotides. Its product is annotated as FYN-binding protein 1. Lineage: Eukaryota; Metazoa; Chordata; Actinopteri; Cypriniformes; Xenocyprididae. The coding region runs from base 1134 to 2846 and encodes 570 amino acids. Gene Ontology annotation, molecular function: protein binding. The transcript has 18 exons. Gene Ontology annotation, cellular component: plasma membrane. The record is from RefSeq and is a predicted model, not a curated record. Gene Ontology annotation, biological process: integrin-mediated signaling pathway; T cell receptor signaling pathway; protein localization to plasma membrane.
GUGAUUAAGUUUUAAAUAUGGAUAUUUUUCUUACAAAAAUGCAUCGCUUUGCUCCAGAAGGCCUUUAUUCACCCCCUGGAGCCGUAUGGAUUACUUUUAUGAUGGAUGGAUGCAAUUUUUGGGGUUUCAAAAUCUUGAGCGCCAUUCACUCCCAUUAUAAAGCCUGGAAGAGCCAGGAUGUUUUUUAACAUAACUCUGAUUGUGUUUGACUAAAAGAAGAUAGUCAUAUACACCUAGGAUGGCUUGAGGGUGAGUAAAUUAUAGGAUAAUUUUCAUUUUUGGGUGAACUAUCCCUUUAAGGCCACUGGUUACAUGUUCAUAUUCCUUUGUUUUGUUUCCAUUGACCGUUUCAUACACACUCAUCUUCCUUCUUCAGUAUCACAGUUAAAUGACUUUUUUUUUUUUUAAGGUUUUGUUUAAUGUUUAUAUUAUGCAUUGUCAUAUCUGAUUGUAAUUGAAGUGACUUAUUAAACUAUUGAAGUUCUUUUUGCCCUAUAAAUACAUGUUUCUUUCUAAUUGAUUUAGUGUUUUGCUCAAAUGUUUAAGCCAUUUAGGAGGAAGAAAGAAAGUUGUGGCAAAAGUUUGUUUAGUCAUCAGUUUUUCUCCUGCAUACCGCACUCCUUAAAAAGACUCCACAGACAAACUAAUAACCUAGUGGUAGUUGUUCCAGUCAUCAUUAUGGUGAGUCCUACUUGUUUACUCUAACAGUGAUAUUUGUGAAACACUUGUGUGGCUUUUUGAAUUCGACAACUGACCUUCUGCUCGCCUAAACUCUAUUAAUGUUAUUAUUUAUGCUCGUAUUAGAACAGUGAACUUACCAUUUGACAUUUAACUAUCUGACCAGAGUAUGUUUUGUUUUUCUCGCUUUAAAUGGCUGUCCAAUUAAUGAAACUGUGGUUUUGAGCCAAUAUUAAACCUGACCCCAGAUCAGGGCUGUGAUGCUUGAUAGCGAAACCCUGGUUACACCUCUUCCUUAUUAAAGUUAUAGAAACAUGCAUUUCCUUUGAGUGCAUUUGUGAUUCUCACUAGUUUCAGAGCCGCUGCACUCCUGCACACACUUAUGUGCUGGCUAGGCCACUGCCACUAAUGUACAAGGUCUGAGGUCUCACUUUAACUCACUGGUUGGUGAAAGUAUGUUUUCCCAACCUAAUCAGAGCAAUCAGUUGAGCAGCAGCAGGACUGAUGACCAGAAUCCACCGUUGGCGGUGAAACUCAGACCUGUGGGCGCAGGCUCCAGGCCUUCUCCUAAACCACUCAUGGCCAAACCCAACUUCACAGUCAACUCUUUGGAGACUAGAAUCAAUCCUCCACUUUCUAACAACAAGGCCAAUGUUGACUCGAGAAGUGAUGCUGUUGGAGUGAAGCUGCCCAAUAGAGGACAACAGGAGAACUCGUAUACACAACCUCCCACUGCCGGAGCCAAACCCUGGAGUCCUGCCAAACCACCUGUCACGCAGAAACCUGUUCUCCGUAAAGACAUCUCUGCAGCACCGGGAACUGCUACUGAUGAUUUGUCAGUGCCGAAAAAGAAGCUUCUCCCCGCUGUGUUUGCUUUAGGAAAGUGUCCUGCCAAACCAAAGAGACCUCCACAUGUUAACCUCAACAAGUUCAGAGGGAAUGUAUCCAACACCAACAAUCCUGAACUUGAUCCUGAAGUUUUCCCCCUCCCACCCCCACCACCACCUGAACGCCUGUUGAACACAUCUAUGCCUCCACCCCCACCCCCACCGCCAGACUUCACAUUUCCACCUGCUCCCCCUUUGAUGGAUCCGACUCUUCAGGAGGAUUAUUAUGACGAUACUGACACGAUGAUGAACAGGACACAGACUUCAAUAGGUAAAAGCAGCAAUGACCCUGAGGAGUCUGAAGAGGAGAUGUACGAGGAUCUUGACCACAACUGGCCAGAAAACAACACAGAAACGAAGGAGGAAAAGACGACAAAAGAAUCAAAAGAACUCAAGAAAAAGCUUGAAAAAGAAGAGAAGAAACGCUUGGAACAGGAGAAGAAAGAGAAGAAAGAGAGAGAGAAAAGGCAGCAGGAGGCCAGGAAAAAGUUUAAAAUCAAGGGUACGAUUGAGGUAGUUGACACGGUGAAGGCCACAGUGGACCACAAAGGUGGGAAGAACAAACUUCCACUGAAGCAGGGAGAGACCAUUGAAAUUGUCCGCAAAAAAGACAACCCCAAGGACUACUGGCUUGCCAGGAACACUGAAGGCCACUAUGGUUUUGUGAAGCCUGACACUCUAGAUGUGCGUGGUGAAGUGAGACACACACAGGAUGGACAGGAGGUGUACGAUGAUGUGGGUGGAGGUGAUGAAGUCAAUAAUCUACCAGACGCAACUGAAUGUGAUGAUAUUUAUGAGUGUGCAGAUGAUACUCAAGCUGAUUUCAGCUUCCCCCCUCCACCCCCCCUUGAGUUUAAUGGUGUGGAUGUCACUGAUGAUACGUAUGAUGAUGUGAAUCCAACAGACUUCCCUCCACCUCCUUCUCCUGACAGUUUUCCAACAUUCAGCUCAACAAGCAAGACAAACGAGAUGGACCCAAAGAAAAAGAAAAAGUUUGAGAAGGAGGAGAAAGAGUUUAGGAAGAAGUUUAAAUAUAAUGCAGAAAUCAAAGUGCUUUAUCAAGCUACUGUCCUCCAGUCACUGUCUAUAAAGAAGUUUGGUAAUAAAGACCUGCCGAUAAAACCAGGAGAAACGCUUGACGUGAUAGUUCACCCAGUAGAUGACAAAAUCAUCGGCCGUAACAGCGAAGGGAAAUUUGGCUAUGUGUCGACUGCUAAUUUGGAGCAGGACGGAUCUGUUUAUGAUGAUGUUGGUGAUGGGUGCAUCUACGACAACGACUAAGCGUGGAUCAACUCAUCUAGCAUGUGUUUUCAUCACUUUGAACAUCUUUAUUUCAUUGAUCCUUUCAGAAAAAAAACAAUGUUUUUUCAUUGUUUGAGAAUUAUAUAUAGUGGAUAUUAUACAUUGAAUAUAGUGACCUCUGUAGGAAUAAAGU